AUGCAUCCCUCAAGGAACGAAUCCUCUGCCUCCUCGUCUCAAAAAUGCUCCAAGGCGGAUCUGCUGGCAAAACAAUCUCCUUCAUUUGGCGGGCUGCCGCCGGAAGUCCGGGAUAUGAUCUGGGUAUUAGCCAUGCCUGAACCUCAAGUCCUACGCAUGAGCGUGCCCAAACUUCACGUCGGCCACGAGAACUUUACAGAAGACGUUGGGGAAAGCCUCUACGCGUUCCACAAAUCCAUAUACAGCACCUCCUCACCCUGCAUCCCCUUGAUCCUGCACAUCAACCAUGAGUCCCGCGCAGUAGGGUUGAAAUAUCUCAGGCUCAAUUUCCCGAACGCUGAAGCAGGCCCAUUGCCCCAGAGCUGCCGGGCGCCGGGCUCGACGUUCUGGAGUCCCGAUGUCGACACCAUCUACCUCCCUACCUACAGUCUUCCAGAAAACGAACCCGUGGAAGCGACGGGCGACUUGAGAGUCAACUCCUCCGUGCAUGUCUGGUGGGAUCACUCGUUUACCGGGCACUCUUUCCACCACUCGGCUCUAGAAGACAUGCAGCACCUCGCGCUGCCGUGGAGCACCAAAAUUGCGGGCGGUUUCGGCGUGCGGCAUGAUAUCUGGCACCAGCGGUUCCUAGGCUGGGGCGGGGACUGGAUGGCGCCGUGGCUGUACGGCUUCCCCUCCUUGAAGAGCGUGACGUUCAUUUACGAGCCCCGUCUUGGGUGGUACCGGCAUGGCAAGAUCCUGCUGCGAGACGUGUCUGACGACCAAUUGGAGAUGGGGGGGUGUCCGGACUGCGAGUUGCCGCUUGCACACAUGAUAGGGAAAUCACCGACCGACCUUAAAAAAGUCAUAGCAGCGAGAUUGGAGCAGGAAUUUCACGACAGGAAAGCGCCGGACGUCGAGAUGAAGAACGUGGUGUAUGGGGAAAGGCGAACGAGCCCCUUCUGUAUAAGAAGGAGAAUAGCGCGUAGUGAGAGAUAUGAUACGCCUUCGCGGACCGCCUUCGCGCUACGAGCGCUAGGCCUCUAA
This is a messenger RNA of Drepanopeziza brunnea f. sp. 'multigermtubi' MB_m1, 1026 nucleotides long. RefSeq lists its product as uncharacterized. Lineage: Eukaryota; Fungi; Ascomycota; Leotiomycetes; Helotiales; Drepanopezizaceae. The record is from RefSeq and is a predicted model, not a curated record.